CAAACACUAGAUGGCGCUAUAUGCAAGAUACAAUGGAGAAGUUAUCGCUGCGUGUGACUGUUAUUGAAAGUGUGCACCCAUAACGACCAACCAACUCAGCAGCAAUGUAGCUAGCUCUAGCAAGCUAACUUGCUUAAUUUAUUCAUGGUUAAAGAAGAAAUAAUGAAAGUACGAACAUAAUAUUAGCGACACUGGUUUUUCUUUAGAGGUUAGCUAACUACGAUAGUUGUCUGUAGCGGACAGCCCCUGCUACUUCAAGCGGGCAGCCAAAGUGCCCCGUAUUCAUGAUCACUUCAGUGCUAGCUAAGCUACCUACGAAGAGCUAGGCUAGGGGUUAGCUUAGUCGAAAUGGCUGCAGGAUCUGGCGGUUCAAGUGGCCACCGUCGCGGCACGCCUGCUGCGUUUGAAUCAUCUUUAGACCGGCGGUUUCAAGGGGUGUCGAACACAAUGGAAUCUAUACAAGGUCUUUCAAACUGGUGUAUCGACAACAAGAAAUACCACAGCCUAGUCGUACGGUACUGGAUGAAAUGGCUAAGGAAAUCUGAUGCUUCUCAUAGGCUAAACCUGUUGUACCUCGCCAACGAUGUCAUUCAGAACUGUAAGAGGAAAAACGCCAUUGUAUACCGUACUGCCUUUGCUGAGGUGCUCCCUGAUGCCUUUCUGAUGGUCAAUAGUGUGGGGGACCCCAAGGUUGUGAAGGCGGUGGGCAGGAUUCUGACCAUCUGGGAGGAGAGGACUGUCUAUACGGAUGAACUCAUCUCGGAGCUCAGGGGCUACCUGGUGAAGGAGGAAUCCCCUCCUGUUGCUGUGGUCACACCUGUACAGGUCAAAGCUGCAGUUGACAACAGAGCUGCUCUCCAGUCCAAGAUCGUGGCUGAAUUUGUUCCCCAGGCUAUGAUGGAGCUGCUCUCCAAGUACGUGGGCUCGGUAGAGGAGGUGGAGCUCAGGGAGAAGCAGUUGGCAGCCAUGAGAGUGGACGUCUGCAGCACAGAGGCCCUCAAGAAGCUCAAAGACAAGGCCGGAGGGAAGAAAUUCUCCAAGGACUUUGAGGAGGGCAGCGCCAAGCUGCAGGAUUUCGUCAGCUUCCUGGACAAACAGGUCAAGACAGGCCCCCCUCUGCUGGAGGCACUGGGCAACGCAGACAUCUUCUAUGAGAUGCAGUACAAGGAGGUCAAGAUUGUCGCCAACGCCUACCAGACAUUUGCCAACCGUGUCUCCCAUCUGAAGCGUAAGCUGGACUCUCUGAAGGCCACUCUCCCAGAUCUAGACGAGUCCCCCGUCCCCUCGCCCUCCGCUGACGCUCCCUCCCCCACCGGCUCCGAGUCGCCCUUCCACGGAAUGGCCGACCUGGACCCCGACCUGGACGGCUCGGCCAUGGAUGAGGAGGCGGACAUCACUCUGGGGGAGGCCCCCAGCCCCCUGUCGUCCCCUGGAGGGUCCCCCAGGCAGGGCUUCGCCGUGGGGGAGAAAGACAACCGCGACGUAGAGGACAUGGAUCUAUCAGAGGGGGAGGAGACGGACAUAGCUGGCAUUCAAGUUGACGAGCAAGCGUUGGGCCCCGCCCCAUUGACCGCCGUGUCCAAUCCGGUGGCUAUUGUUGCUGUCACUCAACCGUCACUGGCCAAUGAGGUGCUGCCCAGCAGUCCGGCCACACCUUCUACAGCCAUGAUCACAGCCAGCCUGACCAAUGUGGACCUAGGGAAAAUCAACUCCAUCCUCAGCAACAUCACCUCAGCCAUGAAGAAUACAGGUGGGGUCCCAGGGUCCUGUGUGUACCCAGGGUCUACCUCCUCCCCGGGCCUCUCCACAGUAAAGCCCCCCCCUGUGGCCCCGGCUGUCCCCCAGGCCCCCGGCCCCCAGGCCCCCGGCCCCCAGGCCCCCGGCCCCCAGGCCCCCGGCCCCCAGGCCCCCGGCCCCCAGGCCCCCGGCCCCCUGGCCCCCGGCCCCCUGGCCCCCGGCCCCCUGGCGCUGUCCAAGGUGGAGAUGAUCCCGGGGCAACUCCUGGGAGCUCUCUCCAAAACACACGCGCAGGGUGGGGUGAUGCAAGGUCUUACCUCCUUGUUGAACAGCCCAGCUGGAAGCACAUCAUCAAACUCCUCCAGUAUCGGCAAAAUCCCAACCUCUGCCCCUAUUCCCGCACCAAUAGCCCCCUCUGCAGGCCUCUCCCAGCCCUCUCCCAUCCUCCUGCCCUCCCCUCAAAUCUCCACCCCAGCUAGGAGCUCCAGCACACCCCAGGCAGCCCCCCUGACCAUCCCAGCCAUGCCUCCCCAGAGAGCGGGCAGCACGAGCCUGAUCAAGGACCAGCCGGCACCCAUCUCCACCUCCACCUUGGAGUCCAAGAUCCACAGCUUCCUCCAAGGGAACCCCGGCUUCAGUGCCUUCGACCUGGGCCUCGCCCGUGACCCCGGCCUCGCCCGUGACCCCAGCCUCGCCCGUGACCCCGGCCUCGCCCGUGACCCCGGCCUCACCCGUGACCCCAGCCUCGCCCGUGACCCCGGCCUCACCCGUGACCCCGUCCCCGGGACGGCCAGCGACCUCAGCCCCGUGCUGGGGGCGGAGAACCAGGAGGGUACCCCCGUGAGGGAUGAGGGCGGGGGCACCCCCACCCAGGAUGAGAUCAUGGACAAGCCAGAGGCAGAGCCUAAGUCUUCCAGCCAGACUUGCGUGCCCUCUGGGGGGGUCAGCAGGGCUGUGGACCCCCUUUCCGCCACAGGCUACUGCAGCGACAUCUGGCAGGACCCCAGCCGCCCUCAGUGCCACAACGGCCAGGCGUACCAGCCGUACCCCUACGCAGGACAGGCGGUGGGGCAGGGAGUCCCUCAGGGUGACCCGCCAGGGAACAGCAGCGGUGUGACUACCGCGCAGGGUUUCCACGGUGCAGGGCCAACCUCUGGUGUCAGUGGGGGAGGAGGGUGGUACGGUAACAUGUACCCCGAUCCCAACAGCCUCAGCAUGCCCGUGCCGGGAGGCGACAGCCAACCUGGACAGUACUGCUACCAGGGCGAGAGCCAGGGUUCCUACCCUGCCCAGCAGUCCCAGGACCUGCCCCCCCAACAUGAGAGCACCCCCUCUGGGUUCUUCAGUGGCUCUCUGCCUCCUAUUCCUCACUUACCCCCCAUCCCCCACCUCCCUCCUCCCCCCCAGGGCUUCAAGGGUCCUCCCGGCUCCGUCAUGGCAGGAGGGGGGAUGGUACCCAUGGAGAAUCCGUCUAACCCAGAGCUGGAAGGGGAGAGUGGCGUCUGCAGUGUCCUUCCUGUUGUCAUCCACGACCACCAGCACAAGUCUCCUUAUCGCCCGGACGAACCCCGCCGUCACCCCGACGACUACCACUACCGCGAAGACCCCCACCGCCACCCCGAUGACGUCCGUGGUUACUACGACGACCCUCACCGUCACCCCGACGAUCUCCGCCGUUACCCGCACGAUCUCCCUCGUCACCCGGACAACCAUUACUACCCCCCGGGCGGCUACGAGCCUUUCCCCCGCACAGGCAGCCCGCACAUGUACCCCCGGGAGCGCCUAACCCCCCCCAUCUCUCCCGACGAUGACCCUUUCUAUUACAGCUACCCCCCUCGUAGCCCUUCCCCCCCUUUGCACUACGGCCACAUGCACCCCCUUGCCCCUCAUCACCCCCGGCCACCCCACCCUCCUCACCACCCUCUCCACCCUGCUCGCCACCCCCAUCUGAGAGGUCAUCCACGGGGGCCCCCGCACGGGCCCCCCCGCCCCCCUCUCCGCGGCCCCGACCCGAGGGCCAUGCUCCGGGGUAAACGGCCGGGACCCUUCGGCGGACACCCGUUAGGAGGGGGACCAGGGGGCCCCUUCUUCCCCCCGAAGAGACCACACUUACCCCCGCACUUCUGACUGGUGGGCUGAGGGUCGAGCUCGUUGUUCCACAGCACGUCGAGGUCUCUGUGUCGGGGGGGAGGACGUAAGGGGGGGGGGGUUCACGUAUGCGAUGGCCACACGGCUGAACUGCCAUCCUGCCGGUGUGGGGACUAAGGGGAGAGAGGAGGGAUUCAGAAAUGAGGGGAAAGGUUUUGCCUUUAAAGCAAGAUGUGAGGGUGACAACAGAGACACAAAAGCAGGAAGCCCUGUAGGUUGAGAGGAGAGGCUGGAGGAGAAGAGAGGAGAAGAGGAGAGAUGGGAGGGAAAGUCGACGUUCGCUGAAGAUGUUUGUGGAGAUGAAGUAUGAAGACCGUGGCUAAAAGGAAAAAUGAGGUGGAUAUAUAGCUAUUACAUUUCGUUCGUUAUAUUUGUUCAAAUUUAAAAAGUUCAAAUUUAAUCAAUAAUUCACCUUCCCCUUCAGACAGCAUUGUGUGUUCUGCGUGAAUGGGCGUACCUAUACAUUGUUAAUUAGUCUGCGUUUGAAAUUACUCGUUAUUGCAUCUACAACAAAAAAGUCUGAAUUGUAGUUUCUGUUUCUGCUCUUGUUAGUUUUUUUUUUAGAGAGUUACACGUUUAGUCUCCCGUUUCAAAGGCCCAGCUAAGCAUCAAGAUGCCAGGGUUCAACACGAUCACACCUUUUUCCGUUCUCAUCGCAUUAUGUUGAAACAAUACCCUUUUCUUUACCGGGAGAGGGUCAGUGAUUGUUUAUGCUAAGACCUCGAAUGUUAUAUUUCUAAACCGAUGCCAUCAAGUGUACAUCGUGACAUGCAGCCUCUCUCGCAAGCGGUUUAUGUCUCUCCGGGUUAUCAAUGAGGAGAGGCUAAAGUAUCGUAGUGGGAAGGGGGUGUGUGAUAACGGUCUUUAGGGGAAAUACUAUUUUGUAGCCUUCGUUCCGGCAGAGAGAAGACGUUCGUUUUGGAGGCGGAAGAAACGAGUCCCCGAUUUCAACGGACGUUUUUACCUGUACUGUUUAUAAUAAAAAUCUGAGUGUCAAAACCACUGUGUCAUUGUUGUUUGAGGCCAAUUAUGUUUUUAUUAACCGAAGACCGAGUCAUAUCUGCUCAUCACUUCAUCACCUCAAAUUCCUUUUCCAAUUCAAAUUUUUUACCUCAAAACCUUCUCACAAAAAUAUUGUGCCGAGCAAGUUUGGUUCAUGGUGUCUGGUGCAACAUAAAUCACAAUCAAUUUAGCAUUUCAUCUGAAACCCAUUCUGGCUUUUGACGAGAUGACGCUAAAUUGAAUUGGAGUAGGCUAUUUAACUGUAUUCUCUCUUGCUGUUGUCUUGAUGUAUUUGGUUUUGUAAAGGAGAGCAUGAAGAUCAUCCUUGAUGAUCAUUGAUAGGCUACUUCAGUUGAUGGUUUUGCGUCUUCGUUUUGAACACGGUUUGAUUGCUUCUUGAUCCUAAGGCUGGUGUCUGAACAGAUUACACGAUAUGAUCCAGCUUCGAAGUCAUCCAAAGUCUUUUAGAAAAAGUCGUUAUUUUAUGAAUUAACGGAAAGGUGUAGUUUCUUACGUCUUUGUCUAUUAGCGCUAGGCUACUUUGAUUUAGACGGAGACCAGAAUAUUCAAGAUUUUUUCACAACUGGUAUUGCCCUUGCUUUUUAUUCAUUUACACAUUUGAUGCGUUAAAACACUAUGGGUCUAUAGCCCCUCAAAAACAUGAGGUUCACUGCUGGAACGGCAGUUCUAUGGUGGCUUGGAGUUGACUUGUGAAGGCUGUCGUAGUGGGCCUACUGUAAUGUUAUUG
Messenger RNA from Osmerus eperlanus (European smelt), 5635 nucleotides. RefSeq names its product regulation of nuclear pre-mRNA domain containing 2a (gene rprd2a). Gene Ontology annotation, molecular function: RNA polymerase II complex binding. Gene Ontology annotation, biological process: mRNA 3'-end processing. The record is from RefSeq and is a predicted model, not a curated record. The coding region runs from base 349 to 3864 and encodes 1171 amino acids. The transcript has 10 exons. NCBI's taxonomy places the organism in Eukaryota, Metazoa, Chordata, Actinopteri, Osmeriformes, Osmeridae.